GCUUUGCAGGGGUCAAUUAUAUAGUUACUUCCUCACGGGAACCCUCAUUUUCAUAAAAGUCUAGUCUUCGCUUUCGGUAACCAAAUCGAAUCGGAUCCUUCCUUGAAAAUACCCCUUAUCUGUUUCCUUACAUUAUUAUUAUUCUUCCACCAAAUUAAAUUCCAAUACCCUAAUUUCUGUCGAUGCAUUCAAUCGUACUCUGAAGACAGCUUCAAUUUUUGAUGCGUUUUGAUUUUGACCCUCGAAACACAGAUUAGAAAAAACAAUGAAGAAAUCGAAUUUCUUGAGAAGUUCAAAAGAUAUGCUUACCAAGAACUUCAAUUCCACCAAAUGUAAGAUGUCGUUAAAGCUAGCGUCUUCAAGGUUGAAAUUGUUGAAGAACAAGAAGGAAGUGCAAGUGAAGCAAAUGAAAAGAGAACUGGCCCAGUUGCUCGAUUCUGGUCAGGACCGGACAGCAAGAAUUCGCGUGGAGCAUGUUGUUAGGGAGGAGAAGAUGAUGGCGGCAUAUGAUCUUAUAGAGAUUUAUUGUGAACUGAUCAUUGCACGCUUGCCUAUUAUUGAGUCACAAAAAGAUUGCCCCAUUGACUUGAAGGAAGCAAUCACCAGUGUAGUAUUUGCGUCACCAAGGUGUGGAGACAUAACAGAACUUGUAGAUGUGAGGAAGCAUCUUACCUCAAAAUAUGGAAAAGAAUUCAUAAAUGCAGCAAUUGAGCUCCGUCCGAGUUGUGGAGUUAGCCGAAUGUUGGUUGAGAAGUUAUCUGCCAAGGCACCUGAUGGGCAGACCAAGAUGAGAAUCUUGGGGGCAAUUGCUGAGGAACAUGGUAUUCAAUGGCAUCCAAAAUCAGUAGAAGAGGCGGAGUCGGUGCCUUCAAAUGACUUGCUGAAUGGAUCUGGUAGUUUAGAGAAGGCUGGUAACAUCCAUGAAGAUGCUACUCAUUUCGAAGCUUCAGAUGUGAGAACUCCACUUGAUCAUGGUAAAAGGCCUAAUGCAUCCUCAAAUUUCCCAGAGCAGAACACAAGAUCCUCAUUGGGGACCCAAAACUUUGUCUCUGCACAUGGUGGUGGUAGAGGCGUAACACCAUCUUCUAACUAUCAUCAUGGAGUUAGUCCUUCAGGGUCUAGGGAUGAAGGGUCAGAAGCUGGGCAGUCAAUUCCUGGAGAUGUUAAUUUUUCUAUUGGUAAGCAGAAUUGGAGUAUGGAAUUUAAGGAUGCUACCUCUGCUGCUCAAGCCGCUGCUGAGUCUGCAGAGCGUGCAAGCUUAGCUGCCAGAGCCGCUGCAGAACUUUCGAGGGUUACGAGGCAAUAUUCCUCAGAAUCUCAGAGGACUGAAGUACAGUCUUCAGGAGGUGGAGGACGAGGAAGGUAUGACACAAGUAUCAAUGAACAUUUCCGCAAAGAUUCAGCAACCAGCUCUUUACCUGAUAGAAAUCCAAGGCUUAAGAAUGAAAGGAUUGAUAGUUUGCAACAUGAAAAUCUGGCUAGAGAGGCGAGACAAUUUCACGAUAAUAAUCAUGGUACUUCAGGAGGUUCAGGACCAGGAAAGUAUGAACAUUCUCCUAAUGAUUCAGUUAUCAGAUCUUCACCUGAGAGAACUUCAAGGUUUCAGCAAGAAAGGGCAGAGAAUUUGCAACAUGAUAAUCUAGCCAGAGCAACAAGACAUCAUAAUGAUAUGCAUGGUACUUCAGAUAGGCCUGGUUCACAAGUUUCCACAGGUGCCACUGGUUCAGUUAAUAAUGACGAUUCAUUUGCUACCGUUGCAGAAGGUGAUAAGUAUGUGCAGAAAAGUUUAUCUAAAGAGGACAGUAGAAACAUUAUGAUACAGAGAAAAUCAUCUGGUAGAACCGAAUCUGAAUCCAUGAAUAGUUUUAAGAAUGAGUCAAUGGAGGACUUCAAUUAUUUUGGAGAAGAAGCUACUACAAAAUAUCCGAAAAUUAAUUCUUCAGAUUCUUAUUUAACCACUUCAGGUUUUGGUGAAAAUAUUCAUUAUUCUAGCCACCAAAGUUAUGGAAAAGAUGCGAUUAAUGAUCCAUUUUAUAAUGUUUACCAAGGUCACAUUCCUAGUGAAACUGUUAAUAAGAGUUGUGAUGAUUCUGCCUCGGUUGCUUUCGAUGAUUCUGGCUCAGAAGAAGAUUAUAAUAUCAAGUUCGACUCAGAUCCUGUAUAUGAUGACCAACAGGCCAAACUUUAUUUUCCAUCACCAGAAAGGAAAUCACCUACUUACAACUCUGCAAUUAAAAAAUCGUGGAGCUUUGACUCUGACAAAUCACUGGCAAAAUCUCCUUUGGCAUCAGAAAUCUCUGUGGGAAGGCCCUCGCCUCAAUUAUAUGGAAACUUGGCUCCCGCUGGUGACAAUUCACGACAAGAAAAUACUGUACCAACCUUUGACAAUUCUGAUGGUAUGAACUCUGAUAGUGACAUCGAAAUGGUCCGACUCCCAAUCGGAACUGAUGGGAAGAAAUGGUCACACUCCUUAUCUGACGAAAGGGUGUUCGGUGAUAUGCAAAAACAUAAUAAAACUGAUAAAAGUGACUCAAUUAGUUUCAGUUCAGAAGAUGAGGCUAAGCAUACAAAACCCCAAGAUGGAAAGGACGACCGCAAUCCACCAGCUUUGCCCCGGACACAGACAGAUGAUGGUAGUUUAGCUUCUUCAGUUUCUGGGUUCGAAAAUGAAUUCACAUUUGGGAAGUUAACUGGUGGCCUUAAGCAUAAAGGUCAUAUCCCUCCACCUUACUUGAGGAGCCAGUUGACUAAUGUUUCAUCUUCAGUCGAGAGUGGUAUGGAAAGUCCUGCGAUGAGGUCACAAGAUGUUGCUCCCUCCAAGAAUUCUGUUGGUUUAGGAAUGCAGACAAAAAGAGAUGAUAAGUCAAACUCAAGAUUGGAUGACACUCAUUCUGUUUCAGAUACCGACAGUUCCGAUGAGGAUUUUUCACAAGAAGCUUCAAGUUACAGACAAAGAACUUAUGCACGAAAAACAGGCAGCAAUACAAAAUAUGCAGGAUUACGAGGUUCAACUGCAUAUUUUGAUUCUGAUAGCAGUGAUUCCGAGGCUGGUCAUAAGAAACAAUUGAUUGCUGGUAGUAGUAGUCAAUUGAGUGGUGGGUUUUCUCGUAGGACUAAAGCUUCGUCCUUCAUCUUAGAUACAAACUCUUCGUCCAAGCUUAAAAUCAGCUCUGAGGCAGCUGUUAAUUCUGACUCUGGUGUAGACGGAAAGCUCACCAGCCGCUCUUUCGGUAUUAAAACUCAAGAACGUCUGAAACCCGUCAGGAAUUCUUGUGCGGGUGAUACAAAGGAACCGCAGAGACUGACCAGGAACUUUUACAGCAGUGAGUCGCAUGAAGCCCCAUCAGGUACAAGGAUAAGUUCAGGGCAGCCCAGCUCUGGACCUGCAAUUUCAAGGCCUAUUACACAGCCGAAGAUCACUUCACAUGAAGGGAGACAGAGGUCAGCAAGAGUGGAACAACCAUCUAGCUCUUCCCAAAUGACAGCAGCAUCAGGCAACAGUGAUGCUCCAAAGCCGCCAACCUCGGGUGGGGACAUAUUUUCUAGAGAGGAUAGCAUGAAGAAAGCUAGUCAUGUACAUCCAAAGCUGCCUGAUUAUGAUGAUAUUGCUUCCAAGUUGCAGUCACUUCGAAUGAAUCCCAAGUAAAAAGUAAUGUCUUUUUAGCUGCGUACGUACACACGGAGACUUUUUACAGUAUUACUCGUGCCCUGAGAUUCCAGCACUAUAUUUGUUUGUAAUGUUCACAUAUUGCAUUCAUUCAUUUGAUGUAAAAAUAAGUUUGGGUUAUAUGAAUACUUGGAAGUUGACGCUGUAUGGACUAAAAUUUUCUCUUUGUAACUUGAUUGAUGUUCCUUUGAAAGUGACUUGAAUUGUCCUCA
Molecule: messenger RNA, 3879 nt
Organism: Capsicum annuum
Lineage: Eukaryota; Viridiplantae; Streptophyta; Magnoliopsida; Solanales; Solanaceae
Product: dentin sialophosphoprotein
Exons: 8
Coding region: 266-3646 (1126 amino acids)
Biological process (GO): protein transport
Source: RefSeq, a predicted model, not a curated record